Molecule: messenger RNA, 1533 nt
Organism: Erigeron canadensis
Lineage: Eukaryota; Viridiplantae; Streptophyta; Magnoliopsida; Asterales; Asteraceae
Product: protein ENHANCED PSEUDOMONAS SUSCEPTIBILITY 1-like
Exons: 3
Coding region: 10-1386 (458 amino acids)
Source: RefSeq, a predicted model, not a curated record
AACCUUUCGAUGAAGUCUCCAUUUGUUGAGAUCAUUUCAGAUUUUUUCAUAAAACCUGAGACAAUAACAAAAGAAACCAACAAACCAACAUAUUUGUCACCAUGGGAUUAUGCCAUGAUGUCUACAAACUACAUUCAAAAAGGCCUCCUUUACACCUUACCAAAAAACCAAGAUGAUUUCAACAUGACCACCUACUUAGAUGACCUUAAACACUCUCUUUCAACAACUCUUGCCCAUUUCCACCCACUCGCGGCCCGUUUAGCCACCCAUAAAAUUGAAAGCCCGCCUUCAUUUGUUGUUUUCAUCAACCCGGAAAAUAACCCGGGAGCUAGAUUUAUUCAUGGGAAGGUGAAUUUGACUACAGAUGAUAUUCUUGCACCAAAUGAUGUCCCAUUGAUUGUCAAGUCCUUUUUUGAUCAUAACAACGCUAUCAGUCAUGAUGGUCAUGAAAUGUCGUUGUUAUCGGUUCAAGUGACCGAGCUAGUCGAUGGGAUAUUCAUCGGGUGCUCGAUUAAUCAUAUGGUGGCUGAUGGUUCUUCAUUUUGGCAUUUCUUCAACACUUGGUCGGAAGUUUUUAAAUCCAAAAGGAAAAAUGGAAAAUUUUCUAGCUUCGCUCCUAUCUCGCGUCCUCCACAUAUAAAAAGAUGGGUUCCACCAAGAUCCGGCCCGAUACUCUCCCUACCAUUUACUCAUGAAGAUGAGUACAUCGAGAGGCCAAAUCCUGCGUUGUUAAGAGAACGAAUAUUCCAUUUAUCAUCUGAUUCUCUUUCUAAACUUAAAUCGAAAGUGAAUCUAGAGUGCAAUACUACGAAAAUCUCCACAUUGCAGUCGCUUUUUGCUGUGGUGUGGAGAUGCAUCACUCGAGCAUGGGGGUUUCCAGCUGACCAAAAAACUUGUUGCAGAUUGCCCAUAAACAAUAGAGGCAGACUAUCUCCACCCCUGCCUCAAACGUACUUCGGUAAUUCAAUUCAAGGUUUGAGAUACACAACAACUGCUGGAGAGUUAUUGGAUCACAAUGUCGGGUGGGCAGCAAAGAUGUUGCAUGAAGGGGUGGUUAACCAUGGCGAUAAAUCCAUCAGAGAAUUCGUGAAUUCGUGGGUCAAGCGUCCAUUUGUGUAUAAGAUGAAUCAGCUAUUUGAUCCUAGAAGCAUACAUAUAGGAAGUUCACCAAGGUUUGAUAUGUAUGGAAAUGAAUUCGGGUUGGGGAAAGGAUUGGCGGUUUUGAGUGGAUAUGCUAAUAAGUUUGACGGGAAGGUGACGUUGUAUGAAGGACGAGACGGCGGAGGAAGCAUGGAUUUGGAAGUCUGUUUGUUGCCUGAAAAUAUGGAGGCUUUUGAAUCUGAUCAAGAAUUCAUGAGUAUUGUUAAUGGUGAAAUUGACAUAUGAAGAAAAAAGAUAAUCAUAUGUAAGAAUGUAAUAAAAAGUUUGGUUUUCAUUGUUUAAUCAAAUUUGUGGUUACUUAUCAAAUGCUAUAUAGUUGUCUUUUAACUAGAUCACUUUAUAAAUUAUCGUCACAACGGCACAACUUGUCCA